CCAGUGGAGCACGUUCUUGUCCGGCGUCGGGACAACACCUGUCACCUCGCCGGGCCAAACGCACCACACCAACAACAGCACCAGUCACUAGUCAGGUGUAUCUCCAGGUGCUGCGUCCACUGGCCAUCCUCCUCUGUUUUCGGCAAUUGCUCUGUCCACUUCCCUUCCCCCAUUAUUUUACACUCCGGAACGAGACGGUAGGUCGUACGAAACUAUAGCGCCAAAAAACGAUCAUGGAAGCAUCCUUCUCCCGUCGCUCCUCAAGAUUCCUCUCUCCCUUCCUCCCUUAUUUCAACCCCCUCUCUUUCUCUUGUCCCUCCCUCCUCCUCCUCCCCCAUUGCCGCAAUCUUCGAUCUCUUUCUCCCUCUCAAUGGCGGCGGUUCUCGGACUACCCACACUGCCGCCGGCGAGAACCAGCUACUUCCCCACCUCGCCCGCCCCUUUCUUCUCUCCUCCCAAGACCCGGAGGCUCAACCAGGCGACCCGGGUCGGCAAGUUCGGAAAUUUCCUCGAGUUGAAACCCGAAUCGACGGCCCCGCAGCUCCUGGAUGGGUUCGAUUCUGAUCUCCCGUGGUUUGCCUCCGGCGACCGGCGUCGCUUCGACGUGGUCGUCGUCGGCGCCGGCCCGGCGGGGCUGCGGCUGGCGGAGCAACUCUCGCGCCGCGGGAUUCGGGUGUGUUGCGUCGAUCCCUCCCCUCUUUCCGUGUGGCCUAACAAUUAUGGGGUCUGGGUCGACGAGUUCGAGGGGUUGGGGCUCGUGGAUUGCUUGGACAAGACGUGGCCUAUGGCUUGUGUCUACAUUGAUGACGGGAAGGCCAAGUAUUUGGACCGGGCUUAUGGUCGCGUCGGUAGGGAGAAAUUGAAGACGAGACUGAUUGAAGGGUGUGUCUCCACUGGGGUUAGAUUCCACAAGGCCAAGGUGUGGAAAAUGGAGCACGAGGAGUUCGAGUCGUCUGUUGUGUGCAGUGACGGCGUCGAGCUGAAAGCGAGCUUGAUCGUCGAUGCGAGUGGCUUUGGGAGUACUUUCAUUGAGUAUGAUAAGCCGAGGAACCAUGGGUAUCAGAUUGCUCAUGGGAUUUUGGCCGAAGUAGAUGAACACCCUUUUGAUUUAGAUAAGAUGGUUCUUAUGGAUUGGAGAGAUUCCCAUCUCGGGAAUGAGCCUUACUUGAGAGCCAACAACUCGAGACUCCCUACUUUCUUGUAUGCCAUGCCCUUCGAUUCGAGCUUAAUAUUUCUGGAAGAGACUUCAUUAGUGAGUAGACCGGUGCUAGCCUAUUCUGAUGUCAAAAAUAGGAUGGUGGCAAGGUUGAGGCACUUGGGGAUUCGGGUCAGAAGAGUGUUGGAGGAUGAGAAAUGCUUGAUCCCCAUGGGAGGUCCUCUCCCGAGAAUCCCUCAGAGUGUGAUGGCUAUUGGCGGUACGUCCGGGAUCGUCCACCCAUCAACUGGGUACAUGGUGGCUCGGACACUAGCUUUAGCGCCGGUUCUAGCUGAGACAAUUGCAGAGUGUCUUGGCUCGACCCGGAUGAUUAGAGGAAGGCCACUUCACCAUAGAGUAUGGAAUGGCCUGUGGCCAGUUGACAGAAGGUGCACUAGAGAGUUUUACCACUUUGGAAUGGAGACUUUGUUGAAACUCGACUUAAAUGGGACUCGGAGGUUCUUUGAUGCAUUCUUUGAUUUGAACCCGUAUUACUGGCAUGGUUUUCUCUCCUCGAGGUUGUCCAUUGGGGAGCUUUUUAUGUUGAGUUUAUCCUUGUUUGGACAUGCCUCCAGCCCAUCCAAGUUUGACAUCAUAACAAAGUGUCCUGCUCCUCUGAUUAAAAUGGUGGGUAAUCUAGCUCUUGAAACAAUAUAAAAACAGAGGAUCGAAGCAAAUUUAUGACUCUUCUUGUACGAGGAAAGAGGUCAAUUCAUUUAGACAGGCAAAUGACCCAAAACAGGUGGACUUUAUUUACUAGGACAGCUGUUGGUACAACAAGCUUCAUUCUGAUGAUAUACACAGAACAUGCAGGCUGCCUAAAUCUGAUGAGUAGAUAAACUCCGCUUGAUGUUUACCAGUCAAAAGGUGAUGUUGCACAUUAGUCUUGCACAUUAGCUGGCUGGAACGCAUCUCCAUUGUGGGCGGAGGAACUGGAUGGAGGCCAUUGGUGGUGAUGGGUACACAGGUCCAUAAGUUGGAGCAGGAAGUAAUGGUGGCUGUGCAUAAGUUGGUGUAGGUGGCACUGGAUACAUUGGAGGCCUCUGUGUUGGUGAUGGCUGCGUUGAGACUGGCGGUGGUUGAUAAGUCGGCGGUGGUCUUUGAGAUGGUGGAGUCCUUGUAGGUGGAUGGGGGGAUGGGAAUACAUACGUGUCUUCUUGGAGACACUGGGUGCCUAUGUUUUGGAUGUGGUGGUUUGUGCACUGGUGGCCGGUGUCGAGGAGAAGGAGGCCUUUGGGUGGGUGGAAAUCUUGGAGGUGUAUGAGUGGGAGGAGGGGACGGGGAAGGUCGAUGUGUGGGUGUCGAUGGCCUUUGCAAGGGUGGGGAGGUCGGUGUUGGAUAUGUUGGCAGCAGCAAUACUGGAGGUUGAUAUGUAGGAGGCGGUGGUGAUGGAUAUGUUGGUGGUGGUGAAGGCAGAGAUUGAUAGGUCAAAGGCAGGGGUGGUGAAGAUGGAGGUAGAUAUAUUGGAGGCUGAGGACGUGGUGAUGUUGGUGGAGAAGGCGGGGGUGGUGAAGGAGGUGGGGGUUGAUAAAGAGGUGGAGGCACUAGUGGCGAAGGAUAUACAGGUGGUGGAGGUUGAUAACUAGGAGGAGGUGGUGGUGAUACCAGAGGUGGAGAUAGUGGUGGUGGAAUAGGUGGAGGCGGUGAUGUUGGUGAAAGAGGUGGGGGAGGUGUUGAAGGAAAUACAGGAGGUGGAGGUGAUGCUAAUAGUGGAGAAGGUGGAGGCGGUGAUGGAUCAGUAGGUGAUGGAGACAGCGGAGUUCCAUAACUUGGAGAGGGUGGCAAUGUUGGAGAAGGUGGGGGUGAAUAAGUAGGAGGAGGAGGAGGAGGUGAAGGAUGUAUGGGUAGUGGAGAAGAUGGAGGUUGAUAAGUAGGAGGGGGAGGAGGUGAUGGUAACGGAGAAGGUGGAGGUUGGUAAAUAGGAGGUGGUGGUGAAGGAUAUGAAGGUGGUGGAGAAGGUGGAGGAUGAUAAAUUGAAGGUGAAGGUGGUGAUACUGGUGGAGAAGGUGGAGGAGAAGGAGGAGGUUGAUAGCUAGGAGGUGGGGGUGGUGAAGUUGGUGGUGGAUAAAUAGGAGGGGGAGGAGGAGAAGGUGGAGGUUGAUAAGUGGGCGGAGGUGGUGAUAAAGUUGGAGGAGACGGGGGUUGAUACGUAGGAGGUGGACUUGGUGUUGGAUAUGCCAGCGGUGGAGAAGCUGGAGGGUGGUAAAUCAGAACUAGGGGAGGUUGAUUAGUAGGAGGUGUAGGUGGACUGAGAACUGGUCUUCUAUGAGGUGGUUGAGACACUAGAGGACAGUGAGUUGGGACUGGAGGCCUGUGCACGGGAGGCAGGCCUGGUCGCCUUUGAGGAGGUGGUGGACUUACAUGUUGUAUGUGAAGUGGUAGAGCACAUCGAGGUUCCGGCGGUGCUGAGCAAACCGCUCUCCGGGGAGAUGGAGGAUGUGACGGCGUAGGGGGUUGAUAUACUGGUGGAGUUGGUUGAGCAACUCGCGGAGGUGGUGCUGAUGGACAUUGAGGAGAUCCAUAUAUUGGCGGUGCUCGAGGUGUUGAAGCUGGUUGGCCCGUAUUUGACGGCGCACCAUGCUGGGGAGGAGCUGAUGGCGGCGAAUGUAAGACAGGAUGUGAUCCAUAACCCGGAUAAGGCGUUCUAGAUACUGGCGGUACUGGGGAUCUGGGUGCUGCUGUUGGAGGCGGAUCAGCCACGAGGACUGGCGGAGGUGGCGGAUGGCCUCCGUAAUACGAUGCAAAGGAUGAACGGGUAGAGGGUUUGGAGGAGUUGAAGGCCCGUCCAUUGUUAUCCUGCCGAUCACUCGCUACAGCACUGAACAAGAUGAUUAGGAUGUACACAACAAUGCCUUCCUUCGACAGUGAAACGCUCAAACUCACUCUCAUUCUGGGCGGGAAGCUAAAAUGCAGGUAAAAUGGCCGAGCUUUUGUAUGCCACUGAAGCGGCCAUGAUUAAAGGAUGGGAUGAACUCAAUGACCAGGACCAUCUUCAAGAUCUGGACUCAAUAUCAGGAGGAGAUGCCGGCAUCUUUCAGCAUGCAGGUAACGGUUCGCGUUGAUACCAGUCCAGACACUCGGUGAAUCUCCUGGUUCUUCUUUCAACCCGUGUCGAGUAUUUCCGUCGAAUGGAAGACAAAUGUUAGAACGGCCCUCCCCUAAAAUGCUCUGUGCUGUCUUCCGUUCUCUCAGCUUUGUCGAUUAAAGCACGGGGUUCCUAGUCAUCUCCAUAUGAAUGCAGUCCACUGCUUCUGAUGUCGCGACCUCUUUCUGAAUCUUUUUCCGGGUUAGCUUCCCCGUGUUAUACAUGGAGGAAGUUCGGCAUGAGGGUGAUGAUUAGCCGAAACGGGCAACAUGAUUAAUGAAACUGGGUAGGGGUCAAUCUGCCUUGGUUUGUCAUGCAAAUCACUCGCCUUUGGCAUGUUCAUUAAAUCUGCUGACCGUUUUGGUCGAAUUUCCAUAUGUUCCAGAUUACAUGCUUUAUUUGCUUGUUGUUUGGCAAUUGCCCAUUAUGAUCUUCUGCUGGUAGAAUUAUGCAAGCCGUCCUUUCA
Eucalyptus grandis is the source of this 4746-nucleotide messenger RNA. Its product is annotated as capsanthin/capsorubin synthase, chromoplastic-like. Bases 371 to 1852 code for a protein of 493 amino acids. The record is from RefSeq and is a predicted model, not a curated record. The transcript has 2 exons. Gene Ontology annotation, biological process: carotenoid biosynthetic process. Lineage: Eukaryota; Viridiplantae; Streptophyta; Magnoliopsida; Myrtales; Myrtaceae. Gene Ontology annotation, molecular function: oxidoreductase activity, acting on paired donors, with incorporation or reduction of molecular oxygen.